CUCGACACGCACGUGUGUACCGGCCGGCUGACCGGGCGCCGCCGCCGGCCACCAUGAGGCUCUCCGGCUCGCUCAGAUGGCUGCUGUUGCUGGCGAUGAUCUUCGCAGAGCUUCAGCAGAGCACUGUGAUGGCGAGAAGGAAGCACCGGAUCCGCCAUAACGUGCAGCGGCGGCUGAAGCGGCAGCAGAGCAGUCAAGUGUACGCCUACUCGGCCGCGCAGGACUCGGGCCCCUGGGGCAUCUGGGGCACGCAGUCGCCCUGCUCUCGCUCCUGUGGCGGCGGCGUGGCCUUCCAGGUCCGGCGCUGCCAGGACGAGAGGCCAGAUGGCUCGUCGUCUUGCACUGGACCAAACAAGCAGUAUAUCUCCUGCAACAUUGAGCCCUGUCCCGGAGGGUCCGGUGACUUGAGGGAGGAGCAGUGCACCGAGUUCGACAGGCUGCCAUUUGAAGGACGCUACUACAAGUGGAUACCGUACCUGAAGGCGCCGAACCAGUGCGAGCUCAACUGUCAGCCGCAGGGCGAGCGCUUCUACUACCGGCACAAGAGGAGGGUCAUCGACGGCACCAGCUGCGGGCCCGAGGGCCUCGACGUCUGCGUCGACGGACAGUGCAUGCAAGUGGGCUGCGACCGCAUGCUGGGCUCCACCGUGAAGGAGGACAGGUGCCGCGUGUGCGGCGGCGACGGCUCCGACUGCUACACCGCCCACGGUGUCUUCGACGCCGAGAACCUGCAGUCGGGCUACAACGACAUCCUGCUCAUUCCAAAGGGGGCCACGAACAUCAUCAUCGAGGAGAUCAAGGCAACGAACAACUAUCUAGCUAUCCGGAAUUCGACUGGUCAUUACUACCUGAACGGCAACUGGCGGAUCGACUACCCCACCACCAUGGAGUUCGCGGGCGGCAAGGUCCACUACGAGCGGAGGCCACUGGGCUUCUUCUCCCCAGAGACCGUGCGCGCCCUCGGCCCCACCAGCGAAGCCCUCUACGUGGUGCUGCUGUACCAGGAGCGUAACGCCGGCAUCCGGUACGAGUACAGCGUGCCGCGGACGGUGGCGGACGCCGGCAGCUCCGAGUACUCGUGGGUGACGUCCGCCUGGUCGCCCUGCUCCGAACAGUGCGGCGGAGGUGGGGCUCUGCUGGUCAUGUAA
Pollicipes pollicipes is the source of this 1148-nucleotide messenger RNA. RefSeq names its product papilin-like. The record is from RefSeq and is a predicted model, not a curated record. Bases 54 to 1148 code for a protein of 364 amino acids. The transcript has 11 exons. NCBI's taxonomy places the organism in Eukaryota, Metazoa, Arthropoda, Thecostraca, Pollicipedomorpha, Pollicipedidae. Gene Ontology annotation, biological process: extracellular matrix organization; proteolysis. Gene Ontology annotation, molecular function: metalloendopeptidase activity. Gene Ontology annotation, cellular component: extracellular matrix.